ACUAGUCACUACCGUACUUCGAGCCCACGGCCAAACUAAAUCAAAAGUUGAAGGGCAGUACCGAGGGAGCACGCUGGAACGGCUGCAGGUGCCAUUUUUCUGAUUUCGAUACUACUAGACAAUACAAAGGAAGCGUGCUGCAGGCGCCAGUUUCCUGAUCAUCUCCAAACUACUAGGCAGUACAAAGGGAGCGCGCUGCAGGCGCCAUUUCCCUGCCAGAUCUCCAAAAAUGGCUGCCAUCGCUCGUUUCAAGGCUGCGCAGCGCUCUUAUCGGCUCCAGGAGCGCCUCCGCAACGUCAAAGACAUGAGAGUCCGAGCUUUGAGCUUGAUCUUUCUCCUUGCUGCAAGCGUCUUCCAGGGCGCGUCGGCGCAGCCGAUCGGCUGCGUAGUGGAUGGGGAAUGUCUAGCUGGAUCGUGCUGCACUGCAGCAUCCACACGUGAUCCAGGGUAUUGUGGAACCACCUGCGGCACGCAGUGCUGCGCCGCCGAAUUGAACAUGGCAUGCAGUGGCGAUGCAGCUACAUGUGGAGCAGGGUCAAUUGGCGGAGAAGAUCCCCAUUUUGAACUCACUGGACUUCCAAACGGCACAGAAUUCACGUGGGAUUUCCAUGGCAUUGGCAACCAAACGUAUUGCAUGGUUGCAGACUCCUUCCUUGGCAUGAAUGUCCAUAUGUUCAGCAAGCCAGCUGACGUCACUAUCUUAGAGCAAAGGGCAGAAGUUGACAAUGACUUCUUUGAAGGUACUUGGAUGGAUGAGAUGGGAAUUAUGUACUUCAAUGAGCACAGUGAGAAGCAAAGCCUGGAGAUUGUGAUGAAUCACUCAAUCGCACGCACUUCUGGAGACCCUCUCAUCAUCCGCUACCUUGGGAAGGAUAUCGCAACACACUUGUUCAAGGAAGACGAAGUCAGCUGGACCAGUCCGGACAAGAGCAUCAUGGCAACUCGUUCUUCCAACUUCUCCGUCUCAAUCUCCAUCCCAAGUCUCCUAACCAUGGAGGUCGAGGUGGAAAAAGAAACGGAGCUCAUCACCGAGCCACCAAUUUACUACCUCAACUUUAAAAUCAAGAUGAUCGCCACGACGCCAAAAGUGCAUGGAUUUCUGGGCCAGAUGUAUGCUCCCGGAGCGGUAGAGAAGCGCCUGAAAAUGGGCACUCUUGACGGGUUUCAUCACCGCGAGUACGUCGAAGGGCCGGACGAGGACUACCUGACUUCCAAUCUGACCGAAACUGACUGCUCCUUCAACCGCUUUGGAACGAACCUCAGCGACGGCGAGACCGAGAGCGAGGUCGUGUUCGGCGCCUUCUCGUCCACCUCUGAGCGAUCCGGAAUUCCCGGGCGCCGACUCCUUAAAGCCACAACCGCUCGAGAGUCGCGCCGGCUUCUCGAAGCCAUGACCCGGGGAUCACAGUGCGAGUGCGUCCCCCUCUGCAAUGGAUCCCCGUGCACCGACUCCUGCUGCAACGGCGUGUGCACCAAAACCGACGGGGAUGACGCAAACAACUGCGGGGGCUGCGGGGUUUCAUGCAACGCCAACAACGCGCUUGGAACAUGCGUUGCUGGCGUUUGCCAGUUCUUUGGCUGCCAAACGACCUAUGCUGAUUGCAACUCGAACCUCCAGUCGGAUGGCUGCGAGGUGAACCUGUUUACAGGAGAACCUAUUCCAGGAUCAGACGACAUCCAAGGGUGCGGCUCCUGUGGAAGGUCCUGCUUACAAUCUGAAAUGAACGCGUUGCCACGGUGCUCGGGUUUCCAAUGUGACUAUGUUUUUUGCACAAUCGGUUACGGGGACUGCGACGGGUUCCGGGCGAACGGGUGCGAGAGGCGUCUGGAUGACGUCCAGAAUUGUGGCGCGUGCAACAACCGCUGCUCUUCCCAGGGCGGCAUACCUUUUUGCCCCGGCGGCGGAAUAUGUGCCAUUCAAUGUAACUUUGGCCGGGGGGAUUGUGACCGUGACGACGUCAACAGCCAAAAUGGUUGCGAGACCGACUUGACUACUAUUCAAAACUGCGGAGGGUGCGGGAUCCAGUGCCUUCAGCGUUCGUUUGCACCUCCACCCCAGUGUGUUAACCGGAAUGGUAACCUGGUGUGCCUUUGAGGCCUUGGUAAGUAUAUGCGUGUGUGAAUGCAGCUACGCCAAUCAGUGCAGAACCAACAUGUCGGAACAUAGCUUUGAAAGUGGUCGAACCUUUGGUCAGCUGCAGGCUUUACUACUAAUUUCAAAGUCGCCCAGGUUGGUGUUUGAACCCUUGGCCAGAGGACUCAAUUUGCUCCCCAAGGAUGGAUUGGAUUGGUAGUUCUAACCGACACGCAGCCGUCGGGAGGAAAGUUCUCGUGCGAGCGAUCGUGCCAAGCCUGGUGUCGGUCUAAGGCAGGAGCUAGAAAACUUUAUUGCCCCUCGGCAGAACAACUCUCACGUCUUGAGAAGGCAAUGAUUUGAUAGAUGCAUGAUCGGACCGACGUUGGCUCUUGUUCCGUUAAGGAAGAGAUGGGACUGGGUACCUUAGAUGCGGCUGGCAACGGCAAUCAAGCUUGAAUAGUAAAAUAGUAUCUUUCAAUGUUGUUGAUUGAACGUUUUUGUUUGCGCG
Klebsormidium nitens is the source of this 2585-nucleotide messenger RNA. The record is from the annotation of a GenBank genome assembly. NCBI's taxonomy places the organism in Eukaryota, Viridiplantae, Streptophyta, Klebsormidiophyceae, Klebsormidiales, Klebsormidiaceae.